AUGGCUGCAACUUGUGAGAUUAGCAACAUUUUCAGCAACUACUUCAGUGCCAUGUAUAGCUCGGAGGACCCUACUCUGGCACCUGCUCCCCCUGCGGCCACCUUUGGGGCCGAUGACCUGGUGCUGACCCUGAGUAACACACAGAUGCCUCUGGAGGGCACAGGGAAAGCCAGCUGGUUAGGGGAGCAGCCUCAGUUCUGGUCCAAGGGCCAGGUUCUGGACUGGAUCAGCUACCAAGUGGAGAAGAACAAGUACGACGCAAGCUCCAUUGACUUCUCACGGUGUGACAUGGAUGGGGCCACACUCUGCAGCUGUGCCCUUGAGGAGCUGCGCCUGGUGUUUGGGCCUCUGGGGGACCAGCUCCACGCCCAGCUGCGGGACCUCACUCCCAGUUCUUCUGAUGAACUCAGCUGGAUCAUUGAGCUCUUGGAGAAGGAUGGCAUGGCCUUCCAGGAGACCCUAGGAAACUCGGGUCCCUUUGACCAGGCAAGCCCCUUCGUCCAGGAGCUGCUGGAGGACUGCCAGUACCCCAACAGCUAUGGCGCAGGGGCCCCCUCCCCUGGCAGCUCAGAUGUCUCCACUGCAGGCACUGGCACACCUCAGAGCUCACACUCCUCAGACUCUGGUGGAAGCGACCUGGACGUGGAUCCCAAUGACAGCAGCAAGCUCUUCCCCAGUGGUGGCUUUCCAAGCUAUAAGAAGGGGGACUCCAAGCAUGGGAAGCGGAAACGGGGCCGGCCGCGAAAACUGAGCAAAGAGUCCCAGGAGUGUUUGGAGGGCAAGAAGAGCAAGCAUGCCCCCAGAGGUACCCACCUGUGGGAGUUUAUCCGGGACAUCCUCAUCCACCCAGAGCUCAACGAGGGUCUCAUGAAGUGGGAGAACCGGCACGAGGGCGUCUUCAAGUUCCUGCGCUCCGAGGCUGUGGCCCAGCUGUGGGGUCAAAAGAAAAAGAACAACAGCAUGACUUAUGAGAAGCUGAGCCGGGCCAUGAGGUACUACUAUAAACGGGAGAUCCUGGAACGAGUGGACGGCCGGCGGCUUGUCUACAAGUUUGGCAAAAACUCCAGUGGCUGGAAAGAGGAAGAGGUUCCUGGAAGUCGGAACUGA
Molecule: messenger RNA, 1107 nt
Organism: Orycteropus afer afer
Lineage: Eukaryota; Metazoa; Chordata; Mammalia; Tubulidentata; Orycteropodidae
Gene: ELF3
Product: E74 like ETS transcription factor 3
Exons: 8
Coding region: 1-1107 (368 amino acids)
Biological process (GO): regulation of transcription by RNA polymerase II; cell differentiation
Cellular component (GO): nucleus
Molecular function (GO): DNA-binding transcription factor activity, RNA polymerase II-specific; sequence-specific DNA binding
Source: RefSeq, a predicted model, not a curated record